ACCCACACAUGUAUCAUGUUGCUGCUGCACUAUAUCAAACGUUGACCAUCUUUAGGAGCACUAAAAAAAACACAUACACUACAAUCUAUAAAUAUUGACCACUUAAACAAGCCAAUGCAACAUACCAUCAAAUAUUUUGUUAUACACAAUACUUAAGCCAUAACAUGUACACUACAAAACUCCAUCUUCUUCCUCUCUUUCUUGUUCUCCUACCUUUCCUCGUCCAGGCACGCUGUUAUGGCGAUCGUCGCGGCGGCAUAGCCAUAUACUGGGGCCAGAAUGGAAAUGAAGGACGUCUCAAUGAAACUUGUGCCACUGGAAGAUACAAAUAUGUCAACUUAGCCUUUCUUAACAUAUUUGGAGGGGGACAAGUUCCCUCCUUAAACCUAGCUGGUCAUUGUGAUCCAGGCUCUGGUGGGUGUGUUGGCCUAUCUAGUGAAAUCGAGUUUUGUCAAUCACGAGGUAUUAAGCUUCUUCUCUCCCUAGGAGGUGGCAUAGGGAACUACUCAUUCUCAUCUAGGAAGGAUGCCAAAAACUUUGCACAAUAUUUAUGGGACAACUUUUUAGGUGGUCAUUCAAACUCUAGACCUCUAGGAAAUGCAGCGUUAGAUGGUAUUGAUUUUGAUAUUGAGUCGGGUUCAACCUUAUAUUGGGAUGAUUUAGCACGAUUUCUUCAUAGGUUUAAUAGGAGGAGAGGAAGGAAGGUGUACCUAGGUGCGGCCCCUCAAUGUCCAUUUCCUGAUAGGUUUUUAGGCACGCCUUUAGAAACAGGACUUUUUGACUAUGUAUGGGUCCAAUUUUACAACAACCCACCAUGUCAUUAUAAUGGUAACAUUACUAACCUUAUCGAGUCAUGGAACUUGUGGAGCUCACGAAACUACAUAAAGAAGUUGUUCAUGGGGUUGCCCGCCGCCCCGCAAGCCGCCGGAAGUGGAUAUUUACCGCCAGAUGUGCUGAUCUCUCAAGUUCUACUUAUAAUUAAGAGAUCACCCAAAUAUGGAGGGGUUAUGUUUUGGUCCAAGUUUUGGGACGAUCAAAGUGGUUACACUCAAGAAAUUGUCAACUUUGUUUAAAUUGUUAUUUUGUAUAACUACAAUAUCUGUAUUCUCUUAAUAAUUGGAUGUAAUAAGUUUGGAAGAUUUGAUCAUCUAGCUAUGAAUGCGACUUCAAUAAUAGUUGAAUAUUUAUGUAA
Molecule: messenger RNA, 1192 nt
Organism: Beta vulgaris subsp. vulgaris (sugar beet)
Lineage: Eukaryota; Viridiplantae; Streptophyta; Magnoliopsida; Caryophyllales; Amaranthaceae
Product: hevamine-A
Exons: 1
Coding region: 165-1073 (302 amino acids)
Biological process (GO): carbohydrate metabolic process
Cellular component (GO): extracellular region
Molecular function (GO): chitinase activity
Source: RefSeq, a predicted model, not a curated record